AUGCGCUUCGCAAUCGCUCUCUCCACUCUGUCCCUCCUCACUAUCGCCUCCGCCAAUGUCGAACUCGGCAGCAUUCCCUUCAACAAGCUCUUCGCCCGCGCUGACGUGACGUGCGAAUCCGGCGACGUAGCUUGCGGCGACACCUGCAUCCCUGAGUCCUACACCUGCUGCCCCGACAAGCUCGGUGGCUGCCAGGCCGACGAGGAGUGCCAGAUGGGCGAGAACGAUGAGUACGGCUGUUGCCCUGAGGGCGAGAUCUGCAGCGGCGACGGCGGCGCCGAGUUCAUCGAUGAGAAGGCAUCCAGCAGCAGCGGGACCAGCGGUUCCGCCAAGGGCACCGACAGCAGCGACAGUGGUGCUUCGAGCGUCCAGAUCGGCAGCGUGGUCAUCGCUGUUGCGGCCGCCGCUGCACUGCUAUAG
This is a messenger RNA of Cyphellophora europaea CBS 101466, 420 nucleotides long. RefSeq lists its product as uncharacterized. The record is from RefSeq and is a predicted model, not a curated record. The coding region runs from base 1 to 420 and encodes 139 amino acids. Lineage: Eukaryota; Fungi; Ascomycota; Eurotiomycetes; Chaetothyriales; Cyphellophoraceae. The transcript has a single exon.